UGUGAAUUUCAUAAUUAUGAGUUUUGCAAGAUAUUAAUUACGGACUACUUCAUAUUUUCAUAAAAUUGUUUAUCGUUUCAACUUUGAAUGUUAUUUUCAUUUAUCAGUUGAGGGAAAAUUUAUCAUAAACGAAUUGAAAAACAAUUGUAAUUUUCAUGAUAUUACAAAUUUAAAUUGAAAGAAUUAAAAACAUUUCUUACGGCUCACUUCACUUAAAAUUACGUUUCUAUAGCAACGGGAUAGAGUGGGGAUAAAAGGCCGCUGUUUGUAUAACGUGCUUUUCAAAAGGAUUUUUAUAAUAUUUAAAAAGCAUGAAGAUCGAAGAAGUAAAAAGUACUGCAAAAACUCAAAGAAUUUCGGCUCAUACGCAUAUAAAAGGUUUAGGUCUCGAUGAAAAUGGUGUAGCUAUACAGACUGCAGCAGGUCUCGUUGGUCAAGAAACGGCUCGUGAGGCUGCUGGAAUAGUAGUUGAUAUGAUAAAAUCAAAGAAAAUGGCUGGCAGAGCGGUAUUAUUAGCUGGCCCACCAGGUACUGGAAAAACUGCAAUAGCACUUGCUAUUGCCCAGGAAUUAGGUAAUAAAGUACCAUUCUGCCCUAUGGUGGGUUCAGAAGUAUAUAGUUCUGAGAUAAAAAAGACAGAAGUUCUUAUGGAAAAUUUUAGACGAGCUAUUGGUCUUAGAAUUAAAGAAACUAAAGAAGUAUAUGAAGGAGAAGUUACAGAAUUAACUCCAGUUGAAACAGAAAAUCCAAUGGGUGGAUAUGGAAAAACAGUGUCUCAUGUAGUUAUUGGUUUAAAAACUGCCAAAGGCACAAAGCAAUUAAAAUUGGAUCCUUCCAUAUAUGAGUCUUUGCAAAAGGAAAAAGUAGAAACUGGAGAUGUAAUUUAUAUAGAAGCAAAUAGUGGUGCUGUAAAAAGACAGGGUAGAAGCGAUAAUUUUGCUACAGAGUUUGAUUUGGAGGCAGAGGAAUAUGUUCCUUUACCUAAAGGUGAUGUUCAUAAGAAGAAAGAAGUUAUUCAAGAUGUAACAUUGCACGAUUUAGAUGUUGCUAAUGCUAAACCACAAGGUGGUCAAGAUGUUAUGUCUAUGAUGGGUCAAUUAAUGAAACCUAAGAAGACAGAAAUUACAGAUAAAUUGCGUAAAGAAAUAAAUAAAGUGGUUAAUAAGUAUAUUGAUCAAGGAGUUGCAGAACUAGUUCCAGGUGUCCUAUUCAUUGAUGAAGUACAUAUGUUGGACAUAGAAACAUUUACUUAUCUUCACCGUGCUCUGGAAAGUGCAAUUGCUCCUAUAGUUAUUUUCGCUACAAAUCGCGGACGUUGUGUAAUUAGAGGAACAGAAGACAUUGUAUCACCACAUGGAAUACCUCUUGACCUUUUAGAUAGGUUACUCAUUAUACGAACGCUUCCAUAUUCUAGAGCAGAAAUAGAACAAAUAGUUAAGUUAAGAGCUACAACAGAAGGACUACAAAUCGAAGAUGAAGCUUUGACAACUCUGGGAGAAUUAGGAACAAAAACUACAUUAAGAUAUGUAAUACAAUUAUUAACUCCAGCGGCAUUAACGGCAAAAGUAAACGAGAGAACAAUUAUUAAGAAGGAAGAUAUCGAAGAAGUAGGAUCAUUAUUUUUGGAUGCAAAGUCUUCUGCUAAAAUUCUUACUCAGAAUAAGGACAAAUUUAUGAAGUAAAAAUGUUUAUUUAGGUAUUAUUUAAUAUUAAUACAUUAAUUACUAAUGCGUUCAUUCAAUGUAAUGUAAAUAAGAGGAAGUUGUACAAACGUUGAAUUUGUUAUAAAAACAAGUAUGUAUUUGAAAUAAAACUGAAUUUCUAUACAACAUAAAUAUUAA
Messenger RNA from Megachile rotundata (alfalfa leafcutting bee), 1841 nucleotides. RefSeq names its product RuvB-like helicase pontin (gene pont). Gene Ontology annotation, molecular function: ATP binding; ATP-dependent activity, acting on DNA; ATP hydrolysis activity. The record is from RefSeq and is a predicted model, not a curated record. Lineage: Eukaryota; Metazoa; Arthropoda; Insecta; Hymenoptera; Megachilidae.